GUAAGUAGGAAAACCUGCAAAAUCGGCAGUGUAUCAAAUACUUGUUCUACCCACUGUAUGUUUGUUUCCCUAAAAUUAAGUAUUUGUGUGAUUUAAUGAGAUAAGACAUGUUUACAUUUGCGUAUUCAAUCCAACAUAGUGUAUCUUUAAAUACCGCAAUGCGGUUUUAUUGAAUGUUGCUCAUAGUGUCAUUGUGCCAUCCUGGUAGGUUCCUAAGGUGAGUUUCUCUCCCCUAGAUAUGUCGGAGGCUGUCCUCAGGUGUAUGCAGUCAAGCCGCCGACUCCUGGUGGUCCUGAGCCCCACCUACCUGACAGAGAAGAGUGUCGGCCUGCUGGAGUGUCGCCUGGGCCUCUACAGCCAGCUCACCUGCCAUGCCCACAUCAUCACCGUCCUUUACAGCCCCCUCCCGAGACUACUGGCCUCUUGCACUGAGGCCAAGCAGCUACGCCACAGUACUGCCACCAUCACCUGGAGGGGACGCCAGUCGGAGUCGUCCACCUCUCGCUUCUGGAAGCGCCUGCGCCUGGCCCUGCCUGUGAGACCGCUGGCCCUGGGGAGGAGGCUCAUCGACAGCACCUCGUCCCACUCCGACCUGGCCACUUCUUUGGGCCAGCAGUGCCAGCCGCAGAAUGCCGCCGAGCCACAGAGACAGAGGGAUGGCAAGAGUACUGUAGGCAAUAGUGUCAGAGGCAGGGGGCGCAAGUGGAGGAUACAGAGGAUACAGGAGGCACGCAGCAGGGAGAUGCAGAAGGCGGGCCACGGUAAGAACUGUGGAGUGUGUGUGAGAGAACCCCACGGCGUCUUGGGUAGGGCGGCUGUGAAGACCCAGCAUACACAUCAAGCCACAGCAAACAGUAACAGACCUGAGACCCAACCAAGACUUCAUCCAAGCAGCACAGAGACCCAACUAGGACUUCAUUCAAGCAGCACAAAAGCCCAACCAGGACUUCAUCAAAUCAGUACAGAGACCGAAACCAGAACUUCAUCCAAGCAGCACAAAAACCCAAGCAGGAUUUGACCCGAAGAGUACUGAACCUCCAGCAGAACAAUCACAUCCUUCGCCUAGCCAACCACAGAACUUUGACAACUGUGUGUGUGACCUACAGUAGAUAACAAUAAAAGCAGAAAUAUCAGGCAUGGCUGUGCACUGUAGAACACUGUCUGAAGACAGGGGCAACUGCAAUAAACUUGGCUUACAAAUUGCAAAAGGCUAAGGACAUAUCGGAUUAGAAUAGCAGAGACAACUUUGUUUCUUAAGUGGAGAAAUGUGGAAAGUACAUUUUAUGGGUAUGUAAUGACAAACAUUUGACAUUAAAUAUAAAACUCCAGUGUUAGUGACUGAUUGUCUGUUCUGUAUCUCAUUUGGUUCUUCACUGACCUAUUGAAGACGUCACCCGUUCACCAUACACUGGCCUGGGUUGGUUUGUCGACCCAUCUGUUUAUC
Oncorhynchus masou masou (cherry salmon) is the source of this 1444-nucleotide messenger RNA. RefSeq names its product interleukin-1 receptor accessory protein-like 1. Gene Ontology annotation, biological process: signal transduction. Bases 239 to 1018 code for a protein of 259 amino acids. The transcript has a single exon. The record is from RefSeq and is a predicted model, not a curated record. NCBI's taxonomy places the organism in Eukaryota, Metazoa, Chordata, Actinopteri, Salmoniformes, Salmonidae.